Molecule: messenger RNA, 8825 nt
Organism: Puntigrus tetrazona (Sumatra barb)
Lineage: Eukaryota; Metazoa; Chordata; Actinopteri; Cypriniformes; Cyprinidae
Gene: peak1
Product: pseudopodium-enriched atypical kinase 1
Exons: 6
Coding region: 442-5700 (1752 amino acids)
Biological process (GO): protein phosphorylation
Molecular function (GO): ATP binding; protein kinase activity
Source: RefSeq, a predicted model, not a curated record
UCCACAGCGCCCUGCCCUCUGCGCGUCCCCGUGCAGCAGGGCUCGAGCCGUUAACGGAGUGGCGGAUCGCGGACGUGUGAUCACGCGUUUCUCCCGAUCAAAAUAUCCGCCAGAGCCCGCGUUCAGUUUGACGACAGUUCGGCGAUAUCUGGAUUACGAUGGCGCGCGCGGGUUCGUGAGGAAAGCGCUGUCGUUCGCGGAAGAGAUGUGGUUCGUUCCAUGGCGACAUGAUGACCCCAGUGAUCUGACCCCCAUGACCCUCCUUUGACAGUCUUUGCUGUGAACAAGUGCUGAGCAACAGGUUUAAAACUAAGAGCUAAUAAAAAACUGUACUGAGGGCACAGUUUGUAAACUGUGUGUGAAAGAGACGUUCACCCUUUCGAUUGUGUGUAUGAUGGAGGGCUUUCCUGUCCACUGACGCUGCAGCACUGCCCUGCAGUCAUGUCUGCAUGCAACACCUUCACUGAACAUGUGUGGAAACCAGGGGAGUGCAAAAACUGUUUUAAGCCCAAGAGCCUUCACCGGCCUUCAGAGCAAGCCAAUGCUGCCAGUGAGAUCAAGACAAACAUCUGUGCCAAACUCACAAACAGCCAGAGGAGCAUUUCCUCAUCCCGUGCAGGGCAGGUCCGCCCACCUGUCGCUAAGAAGCCUACUAUUGCAGUAAAGCCUACCAUGAUGCUGCCAUGCUCCCCACCAGGGUUGGACUCGGAGGGAAAUGUGCCAAGGCUUACGGAGGGAGCGCAGGUCACUAAAAGCUCACCUUUCACUGUGUCAAACCAAAACAGCCUGAACAGCUUGAGGCACACAGGAACAAACAACAACCAAGGGGAGGAUUUGGUCGGACAAGCAGAGGCAUAUGGUGCAGUUUCCCUUCAGCCAACUACUAGCAACAACAACGGACUGACAGAUGUGCUAAAAGAGAUUGCUGGCCUGGGACCUUCUUCAAGUUCAAGUAGAGACAACUUCUUUGGCCGGAUCUGCAGUUCAUACCGGCGCUCAUUAGAGAGGGGCCUUCCAGCAUCAAGCUGUAUCCAUGCUGGGAGUGGUGGUAGAGGAGCAAUGAAACGUGUUUCCCUCAGUGACAGUGCGGAGGUCAUCAGCUCUGAGGGAGGGCGUUUCUGUUAUCCAGAAUUCUCCAGUGAUGGUGACGAUGAGGAGGAAGAGAGUGGUGAGGAUGAUGACGAUGGAGAGCAUGACAGUUGGGAUGAAAGCGAUGAGGAGUUGCUAGCAAUGGGGAUACGUAUGCGGGGUCAACCUAGGUUUGCCAAUUUCCGUGCAGCUACUCUGUCCCCGGUUCCCUUCGCUGUAGGUAAGAAGUGGAAUACGGUGCCUCUGCGCAACCGCUCCCUCCAGCGGUUUUGUGCAGUGGAUUACGAUGACAGUUACGAUGAGAUUCUCAACGGAUACCCGUCUGUUGACUCAAAUGGAGCUCCUGCUCUUCUGUCAUACACCUCUGACCACCAGGGUAGUGGCUUUCUGUCCACUUCUGAGUCCACCACCUCACCCGAGUCCUUGAUUUCUCUGCCCGACGAGUCCUGCCCUGGCAGCUGUAGAGGCACUGGUGACCAGAGAAAUGGUUUUCCUUUCUCACCUAGCAAAGAACCCUCAUCCAAAGAACUGAGUUCGCCAAAACCCAAUGAAACACAUAAAGCUGUUCUAGCCAUCCGACUGGAAGAACAAGAUGACAUUCAGAGAGAGGGUGGAGCUCUUCCACAAGCUCUUCCAGGCCAGCCAAUAACAAUCAGCUUCAGCCCAACUGAGGAGCAGGCGAAGCCUUAUCGAGUAGUCAAUCUCGCAAAGACUCCUAUCUGUAAGCCCUAUACGGUGGUGGAUGUGUCUGCCUCUAUGGCAACUAAGAAUGAACACACUCACUCAAGUGAAAGCACUCCAAAGUCAAGUGGGCCCAGUGUUGUGCUUUGCCCUUUUGCUGAACCCUGUCCUGUCUCACCCACCUCCCCUCAAUCCCCCAGAUGUCCACUUUCACCUGUGGCAUCUCCAUCUGUUUCAUUGUCUCCACUGAUGCCUCAGUCUCCUACAAGUUCUGCCUCUGGAGGACCCAGCGGUUUUCGCACAAAACCCGGCAGCAUCCGCUACCAAGAAGUGUGGACAUCUUGCACCAGCCCUCGACAGAAGAUCCCUAAAGUUGAUUUAACAAGCGGCAGUGCCGCUCCAAGACUCAUGAAUCACAAAUCAGCUCCCACAUCUCCAACUGCAGGAUUUGGCUCGGCCCGCACAGUCCCAACCAAAUCGCCUAACUUGUCUGAGAUCAAGUUUAACAGCUACAACAACGCUGGCAUGCCCCCGUUUCCCAUCAUUAUACGUGAUGAGCCUGCAUAUGCACGCAGCUCCAAAAAAGCAGUGAAAGUUCCCAUUGUGAUUAAUCCCAGUGCAUACGAUAACCUAGCUGUUUACAAGAGUUUCCUGGGGCUCAAUGGUGAGCUGCCACAUUCCAAGCCUGGGGCCGGAGAGCGAGUGGCCAGCCACACAUAUGAGGAAAUUGGAUCUUCAGACAGUUCCCAACCCUCGCUGUGUGAGCAGACACCACUUCAGCUGAAGCAAGCAACAGAUCUAACUGCUCCUGAAGAACUAAGGACCAUCACAGUGUCCGGACAUACUGUAAACGAUGGCAAAUCCAGGACUACGACAGGUGUCUCCAUCCUUCCUGUAGGUGGCCUGAGCCCUAGCCCUGCCAUUUUGGCACACAGCAGUCUGGAUCAUAUUCGCAACCCUAGCAGUGAGCAACCAGCAGAGGGCAGCAAAGAUUGCCAGGUCAUGUCAAAUGGAAGUUCAGGUCAGAGAGAGAAAGCAAGUGCCGUUCUGUCUCAAAUUGUGGCCUCCAUUCAGCCACCGCCUUCUCCUCCAGACUCCCCUGCUGGCCAGAGCAAGACAUGCAGUGCUGAGGAGCUUUACUCGCUGCCUCCAGACGCUUCCAGAGAUGUUCCUAACAGACCUAAAUCACUCCACUGUUCUGCAGAACCUCAAAAAGACACACCACCUAAAGUCCUUCCCAAAUCCCAGAGUGCUUCUGCUGCUGUUCCACCCACAAGCUCCAAAUCAGAACAUAGUGCCCCAUUUCCCCCAGCCCGGUCUAGCUCUUCUCCUUACCACUCAAGCAACCUGCUCCAGAGGCAUUUCAGCAAUUGGACCAGACCAGCUGGGGCCAAACCUGGUGAUGGAGAGACCAGUCCUAGUGCAGAGGGCAGGCGUUCAGCUGACAGUAACAAGCCCAAGCGCUGGAUUUCCUUCAAGAGUUUCUUCCGCCGGCGGAAGGAUGAGGAUGAACAGAAAGAGAAAAUGGAGCGAGAGAAGGAAAAAGGGAAGCUGCUUGGAUUGGAUGGGACUGUCAUCACAGUACUGCCUCCUCCACCUCUACAGAGACAGCACUGGUUUUCAGAAUCCAAAACGGAUGACCCUCACCAGAAACCUACGAUCAUAUUCACCUACAAAUCGGAGAGCACAGGUGGAGAGGAGGCGGAGCUUCGGGUUGAGGAGCACAAAGAAGGUGGCACAGCAGAAGGUGGAGCUUCCAGCCUGUCGACUCCACCCAAGAGCAGAGCCAGUAUCCUCAUUAGCAAAGUCAUGAAUCAGCUUCCAGUUCAGGAAACUGAGAUCUCCUCAGCCACCUCUCUUCCUGCUAAGCUGGAGUUGUCGCCCCUGCGCGAGCCGCCUGCCUCCUGUCCGCCCCCAGCAUCGCCCACCUCAAACAGCAGCAAGCAAGCAGAGCGAGAGGAAGAGGGAAUCACUUACAGCGUCUCACACUCUCCUGCAUCCAGCAGCUGUAGGGCCACUUACACCAACCUGGGUCAGUCCAGGGCCAACAUGAUCCCCAUAAAACAUCCUAGACAUCCUAAAACAUCCGAUGACACUUUAACCUCUGAACCAGAGGUCACCGAACCCAUGACAAAAUCCACCCCUCCACCGCUACCCAAAAAGUCAGUCCCACGUGCCCAAACAGAGCCAUCCGCUCUAGGUAGAGAUCUCUCUGCCCCCCGACCCAAAGGAGAGGCCAGACCAGGCGGGACCAGUCUGAGCGUCGCCAAUCCCCUCUACGAUCUCGAAUCCACGUGGGACACGGCCAGUCAGAGCUCCUCACUCAGCUCGGAGGCACGGCAUCCCGACGAAUCGGGAGACUCCCUUGAGCGUCCUGUCGGUGGCCGGAGCCUGUCUUGCCUAACCAGUAGCAGCUCCAUGCAGGCAUGCGACCGCCGAGGCUACCGAAGUACAGAGAGUCUGACAGCCCGGACACGAGGGGCUGGGAGGCCCACCAAAUCCCAGAAACAGGUGCCGUACCGAGGCAUGGAGAGCUGGGAGGAAGUAGUCGGGAGGAUCCGAGGUCUGCACACAGAUACCCUUCGCAAGUUGGCAGCCAGAUGUGAAGAUCGAUUUAUGGCCGGACAAAAAGAUCAUCUGCGCUUCGGAACAGACAGCUGGUCUCAUUUCCGGCUGACCGCAGGAAAACCCUGCUGCGAGGCAGGAGAUGCUGUGUAUUACAUGGCAUCUUUCGCUAAAGAACCUCUGACGAACUACGCCGUUAAGAUCUGUCGGGGAGUGGUGAAGGAGACUCAGCAGCAGUUUUUUCACAGCCUUGCAGUUCGGCAGAGUAUCGCUGUGCACUUCAACAUCCAGCAGGACUGUGGGCACUUCCUGGCAGACGUCCCGGCGCGCCUGCUGCCCUGGGAGCAAGAGGAGGAUGGAGAAGACAAGCAAGGUGGUACGGAAGGAGGAGAAGAGGAAAAAGGAAAGGAAAAUGAGAGAGAUGCGGCAGGUCCUGGAGGGAAACUCUGCAGCCGCGUUGUGGUGAUCACUCGAGAGGUGCCGUUCCAGACAGUGGCCGAUUUCGUAAGGGAAAGUGUGGAGAGGCACGCAAGAAACCCUGAGCUGUACGAACGGCAGGUGUGUCUCCUGCUGCUGCAGCUGUGUGCUGGACUAGAGCACAUGAAACCCUACCACGUCACUCACUGUGACCUCCGGCUCGAGAACCUCCUCCUGGUGCACUGUCUUCCCGGGAACCCUUGGAACCUGGAGCUCGUGGAACCGAACAACAACGCUGCGUCCGGACCUUCCUCCGCCGCGGCUUCCGCUUGCCCCGCCCGGCUCAUCAUCAGCAACUUCUCUCAGGCCAAACUCAAGAAUGUGGUGCUGGAGCCCACUUCGCUUCGAGACCAAUCCCGCCUGGCACCAGAGCUCCUCACUGCCACCCAAUACCGCAAGUGCGACGAAUUCCAGACCGGGAUACUGAUCUAUGAGAUGCUGCAUCGACCGAAUCCAUUCGAGGAAUGUCCGGAACUAAAGCAGAGGGAAUACUGCAGCUCCGACUUGCCCCAGCUCCCCCUACGAUCCCUGUACUCCAACGGUCUUCAACAGCUCGCCACGUUGCUGCUCAAUCCCAACCCUUCCGAGCGCAUCCAGAUGGCGGACGCUAGGGCGUGUUUGCAAUGUCUGCUGUGGGGCCCCCGAGAGGAUCUGUUCAAUUCGUUGAACCCUUCCGCCGGGACAGUCCAGCGCCACACUGUCCUGCAGAACUGGCUGGACCUGAAGCGAACGCUUAUGAUGAUCAAGUUCGCAGAGCGUUCUUUGGACACGGGCUGCGGUGUGAGUCUUGAGGACUGGUUGUGCUGUCAGUAUCUGGCUUUCGCGACGACCGAAUCUCUGAGCAGAGUGAUCAAGAUCCUGCAGCAGCCGCAGGGCGUGCUUAUCUGAUCGCAUCUGUUCUUGCGAAUGAGGCUGGGGCGUGUAGACAUGUUGCGCUGUACAGACGUGUGAUUUUUAUUCGAGGAAACCAUAUCGUUUGACUUUGUGGUUAAUGUGUUUGGGUUUGGUUUACUUUUAAAGGGUUAGUUCAGCCCAGGAUGAAAAUUCUGUCAUUACGCACCCUCGUGAGGAAUUAAUCCAGUAAGACUUUUGUUCUUCUUCUGAAGACAAAUAUUUUGAAUAAAAUCAAAGAGCUAUCUGAUUCUCCAUAGACAGCAACACAACUGAAAUGUUCCCAGCUCCUGAAACGUAGCAAAUACAUAAUUAAAACAGUCCGUGUGUCAGUUUUGCGAUGCUACAAGAAUCCUUUUUUUUUUUGUGCAUAAAAAAAUUUUAAUAAAAUAAUUUACUCAACCAUUCUUCUUCCUUGGGUGCUUAAGAAUGUAUUUGAAGUUGCCUAUGUUCAGGGGAAAGUGCACACAUGAACGUAAUAAGCGUUGUUUAGUCUUUGGGAAAAGUGUGCAUAUGCAUUGUGAUUCACUCUAAAAUAAAGAAGAAUGGUUGAGUAAAUAGUUAUUUUGGUUUUCUUUGCAAGUUUUACUGAUGUUUACAACGUUUCUGGAACUGGGAAAAUUUGAGUUGUGCUGCUGUCUAUGGAGGGACAGAUAGCUCUCCAAUUUUAUCAAAAAUAUCUUAAUUUGUGUGCCGAACAUAAACAAAGAUCUCACGGGUUCGAAACGGCAUGAGGGUGUGUAAUUUACGACAGACUUUUCAUUUUGGGGAGAACUAACCCUUUAAUACCAUGCAGAGAGUCCGAACAAACCGUUUACAGGAUGAAAAGUGACAAAGUGAAGUCAUAUUUAACUCCACAGAUAAUGGCACAUUUAUAGAGCUGCUUUUAUAAACAAGUGAAACUGCAUGACGUGUGUGUACGUGUGAGUGUGUUGUGGGUUUUCUGCCGGUGUGUUUAGUUACGCUUUUUAUUCUGCUGUAGGGACUUGAGUGUAUCAGCAGGAAACCACUGAUCUGACAUGAUUUAUGAUUCCUAUUGGAUAGCUAUUAUAUAAUCAUCACAUAUCAGAGUUUGUGCCAGGGGGCGCCAAAAUAAGAGUCCUCUAGUGGACAAGUUAGGUCAGUGAAUGAACGAGUCUAACAAGCCUUACUUUAUAUGUGUGUGUGUGUGUGUGUGUGUAUACAUAUAUAUAUGAGAGAGAGAGAGAGAUUUAUGGAAAGUGUCUAUCAUCAGUCAUUUCACUCGAAUAUGUUUAUCAGAUCCUGAUACAUCGUACCGAUUAGUUCGAGAGUACAGAUUGGAUAUUUUUCUACCACAAUAAGAGCACUGUAAAGUUUACCAAAGACUAAAUACUCUGAACCACAAAGAUCAAAACAUAUUUUUUACAUUUUGCAUAGUCAAAGAGAAGAUCUUAAUACUCUCCCUCUUAAAGAAAGUGUCCUUAUAUACCUAAAACAAAUGCAGUUUAGUUCUUCAGCGGUACUUUGGCUCUCUAAAGUACACAGGCGCAUUUCCUAUCAGAGGGAUUGGCGGCAAACUCACUUUAAUCAAACUAGAGUCACUCCAGAUUCUGAUCGUAGCGUUCACACUAGGCUCUGAACUGCUUUUGAGACCUAUCGGGAUGAAUCUAACCCCGGCCCGACCCGGAUAUCACUACGCGGAUGUAUGUGCAAUCAUUAAAAGCAAGUGUUAAAAUUUGUUACAGUAUUUUAGAUAUAUUUAACGCACUUGAUGUUCUCAGCAUGCAAAUAUUCUUUAUCUUCCUGUUCCUGUUUGGCACAUAAUCGAUGGGGUUGCAAGCUUUGGGUCAGACUCACAGCGAGGCGUAUGCGAGGAUAUUUGAUUUGUGUGUGUGACGCAUUAGUAUGAACAAGGGACAGCACAUUCUUCAGCAUUUUGUCCUUGUUGUAGUGUUAUUUUAAGCGCGGGUGUGCGUUUCAGGUGAUUGCGGUAUAUAGACGAACUUCGGAGUGAAAUGCGAGACGCGCGCGAGCGAGCUGCAUCCCAGUUUGCUUUCCUCUGCAUACUACAGCUAUAUAUUAUAAGUGCUGAUGGGGAAAAUGCAUUCUUGAGUAUGUAGUAUGCUAUGCAAAGAUUGACUUGUAGAUACAUUUAUUAUUUUACUAUUAUUAUUUAAAACUGCUGUUACAGCUUUGGUGUUGAAAGUCCUAAUUAUUCACUAUUACUGCUAACAAAGUAUUGUUACAAGCCCCGUCUCUUCUGUAAUGCAAGGGAUCGUGGGUAAGAUUGGCUCAAAAGGCAUCCACAGAAAAAGUAUACUAUCCAGGCACCUUGAGGAUGUUUUUUUUUUUGACAUACUCCGCUUUGUGGAACACUAUAGAAAACUCUGCAUACUUUGUAGUAUGGAUAGUAUUCAAAUUGGGAUGCAGAUAUUGUCACGCCUCCCUGUUUCUAUUUCAUUUACAUGUUCAGGUGAAAGAAAGGGAUUGCAGAAAGGGAUUUAAUGAUUCAAGGGUUCGCGUGAGGUCACUGGAUAGUGUCUCUGUCGAUCACAAACUAGGGCGGGACCAUCGGUUUGCUCCCAUUUUCCUUUUCCGAAGCAGCAGUUACAGUUACAUCAAUUCCAUUUUAGAGAAACGGGAAUAAUGCGUGUGUGUGUGUGUGUGUGUGCGAAAGAGAAAAAUUGCAGUGUGUCACGCCGAACGUUUGCGGGUCACACUGUAGCAAUAUGUUGUAUUGAAUUGUAUUUGUAUAUAAUAAUUUGAGUGUAGUUUAAAUUCAUUUUAGCAGUACAGGCACGAUUCUGUGUCACAGAAAGGACUGAGAGAGAGUGAAAGUAUCAGCAGAUGUCUGUAACCUGGAGAACGUGUGUGUGUGUGUGUGUGUGUGUGUGUGUGUGUGUGUGUGUGUGUGUGUGUGUGUGUGUGUGUGUGUGUGUGUGUGUGUGUGUGUGUGUGUGUGUGUUUUAUUUUUUUUGCUCACCCACCAUCAGUUUUUCACAUCAUUUCACUGAAAUCAUGUAUUUACUGUUAUUUACAAAUGUUCAUUGCCAGUGAUGAUUUCACAAAACUGCUUUUACCUACAACUGCAUAUCUCAUGGUAUUUAGCUCUACAUUACCGAGUUAACUGCUCAUAAUAAAACUAUGAAUAUGUUUUUAAA